Nymphaea colorata (pocket water lily) is the source of this 2036-nucleotide messenger RNA. RefSeq names its product aspartic proteinase 36-like. The coding region runs from base 425 to 1933 and encodes 502 amino acids. The record is from RefSeq and is a predicted model, not a curated record. Gene Ontology annotation, molecular function: aspartic-type endopeptidase activity. Gene Ontology annotation, biological process: proteolysis. The transcript is spliced from 10 exons. NCBI's taxonomy places the organism in Eukaryota, Viridiplantae, Streptophyta, Magnoliopsida, Nymphaeales, Nymphaeaceae.
CAUGCAACAGACGCGCGCUCUACGCGGGAGCGUGAAUUCCACGAGACUUCGAUCCUCUCUCUCUCUUCUGUGGGGUUUACUUUUCUCUCUCUUUACCUUUCCUCUCCCUAGAGAGACAGAGAGCGAGUCGUCCAUUUUUAAACGAAGGCGGCCGUUGCUGUCGCCAUGUUAGAUGUCAUGCCUCCCUCCUCCUCUUUUCUUCCUCUUCUUCUUCUACUUCGUCUUCGUCUUCCUCUUCUUAUGUCUUUCUCCUCCUUCUCCUUCUUCGGCUGCACAUACCGACCCCGACGGUAGCCUCGUCAACCCUAAUCCAAGCGUUCCUGAUUCUCCCAACGUCUUGUGGUUGCUUCCGCUUCUCUUUCGUCUCUGACUUUUGAAAAAAGUUCCUUCUUUCUCUUGCUUCGUUGCGGUGUGGGGAGGGAGGAUGUCGCCGGGGCGCGGUUCUCUCCUCGCCGGGUUCCUUUUUAUGUUCGUGGCUCCCUUCGCCGUGGCGGAUUCUGCAUUCCCCAUGACGCUGACGCUGCAGCGGGCUUUUCCGGCAGGCGGAGGGGAGGAGUUGGAGGCGGCCAGGGCGAGGGACAUGGCGCGUCACCGUCGGAUGCUGCAGAAUGUCGUUGAUUUUCCCGUCGGUGGCUCCGGUGAUCCGUUCAGUGUCGGGCUUUAUUAUACGACCGUGAAGCUUGGAAAUCCUCCGGUGGACUACCACGUGCAGAUAGACACAGGAAGUGAUAUACUGUGGGUUACUUGUAAUCCGUGCAGCGGUUGCCCCAGUUCAAGCGGAUUAAGCAGCAUUACACUUAGGUUGUAUGACCCACAAAAGUCAUCAGCCUCAUCCAUAAUAUCUUGUUCAGACUCAAGGUGUGUUUCAGCUAUAGAGACUGCAGAGGCAAGAUGCGAGUCUCAGAACUGCGGUUACACCUUUCAGUAUGGCGAUGGCAGUGGAACUACUGGAUAUUAUGUGUCAGAUACUUUAUCCUUUAAUACAGUGGUGGCAAAUGAUGCCACCUCAAAUUCUUCAGCAACAAUUACGUUUGGAUGUAGCAGUACUGUCUCUGGUGACUUGACAAAGUCGGACAGGGCUGUUGAUGGUAUACUGGGCUUUGGGCAAAAUCAUCUCUCUGUGAUUUCCCAAUUGGCAUCACAAAAUCUAGCACCAAAAGCUUUCUCACAUUGUCUGAGAGGUUCACAAAGUGGUGGUGGCAUUUUGGUUCUUGGAAAGGUUGUCGAUCCGAGCAUAGUCUAUACUCCUCUUGUACCAUCAAUGCCUCACUACAACUUGUAUCUAGAAAGUAUUUCUGUUAAUGGGCAAACACUGUCCAUUGACUCAUCAGUUUUUGCAACAGCAUCUACUAGUGGAACCAUAAUCGAUUCUGGAACAACGCUGGCAUACAUUGCAGAGCAAGCUUAUGAUGUAUUUAUUACUGCUAUCUCUUCAUAUGCUUUGGGAAAGCUUGAAUCAUUUAAUUCAAAAGGAGCUAACCAGUGCUUCUUGGUUGUGGGCAGUGUUGAAGAUGCCUUCCCUCCAGUUUCAUUAAACUUCAAAGGUGCUUCAAUGGUAUUAAAGCCUCAAGAUUACCUUCUUGAUCAAGGCUCAGUUAGUGGUGCUACAGUAUGGUGCAUUGGGUGGCAGAAGAUGCAAGGAUCAAUGACAAUCUUGGGAGAUAUUGUCUUAAAGGACAAAAUAUUUGUUUAUGACCUAGAAGGACAGCAAGUUGGGUGGACUAACUACGACUGCACCAGGGCAGUGAACGUCUCUUCAUCGUCUGGAAAGAGUGCUUUCGUUCAAGACAAUUCUGGACAAACCAGUGCUAGUGGAAGCACACGACGUUUGUCAUUUGAUAAUCUGAUCUUCUAUACCAUUCUGAUCGGCUUUCUGCAUGCUUUUCUCGGUUCCAAUUUUUUGUAUUCUUGUACAAAAUCAAUUCUUUAUUGAGAUACUGUCGUAGCAGUGAUAUAAAUAUAUUUACCUCUCCAGGUUGAUUCAAAUUACAUUUUUGUCUGGGCUGUAUAUUAAUAAAAAUGCACCAUUUUGUACC